CACAUGGACAGGCUGUUGGGGGUGCACGUCUGACAGUUUGCUGUAGUUCCACCCCCCUCCACCAGGGGCAGUGUUCCCUCCACAGACACAUGUUCAGCUGUGGCUGUGCUGUAGAAUCUGACCGUGGAUCAGAUCAGACUCCUCUCUGUCCACUGGUUCUGUCCUUUUGUGUAUAAAUACCAGACCUGGGAUCAGCUGUUCGUCCAGAGGCGGAACCAGCGGAAGGAGCAGACCGGCGGAAACCGGCGGAGACCGGAGACCGCUCCGAAAAAACAGCCGAACAAUGUCCGGCCCCCCAACACUGGCCACGCCCAAAGCGGAACCCGGAGGUGGACCCCAACUGGACCCGGUCUCCAAACCAGGAGGUCAAACCCAGGAUGAGGAGGUCGAAGAGGACCCUACCUCGGAGCGGCUCCGUGCGGUCCCGGUCCACCGCCGUCCAGACCUCCUGGUUCCGUGUGCGGACCUGGUCAACGCCGAGUGGAAGCGGAGCCAGGCCGCCCGGGUCCAGUCCCUGCAGAAGUCCUGCCCAGAGUUCCCGGUCUGCCUGGUCCUCCUGCAGGGCCGCGGAGACGCCGAGCGGCUGAUCGGACACGCCCGCCUGUCCCGGGUCGUAGGUCACGGCGCCAGUCUGUUCGUGGAGUCGGUGGUGGUGUCGAAGGCGGAGCGGGGGAGGGGCUUCGGCCGAACGCUGAUGGAGGAGGCGGAGCGCUACGCCCGCCGCCGCGGCUUCAAACGCCUCUGUCUGACCACGCACGACAAGCAGCACUUCUACGCCCACCUGGGGUACACGCUGUCCACGCCCGUGCAGAACGCCGGCGCCAUGGCCGCCUUCGUUCCCAUGGAGAUGCUGCUGAGGUUUUCCAGAAUGUCCAAUGAGGAGACGCAGAGGAGUCCACAGGGGAGGAGCCACUCAGGCUCCACAAGUUUAACUCCUCCCCCUCCUCCUCUUUCCUCCCUCCCUCCUCCCCCUCCUCCUUCCUCCCUCCCUCCUCCCCCUCCCCCUCCUCCUCCUCUUUCCUCCCUCCCUCCCCCUCCCCCUCCCCCUCCUCCUCCUCCUUCCUCCCUCCCUCCCCCUCCUCCCCCUCCUCCCCCUCCUCCCCCUCCUCCUUCUGGACCUGUGCUUCAGACCCUGGACCAGACUCCGUACAGAGACGCUAAAGGCGUCCCCAUCUUCUGGAUGCACAAAGACAUCUGAGCAGAGACCCUGACCCC
Molecule: messenger RNA, 1215 nt
Organism: Sphaeramia orbicularis (orbiculate cardinalfish)
Lineage: Eukaryota; Metazoa; Chordata; Actinopteri; Kurtiformes; Apogonidae
Gene: naa80
Product: N-alpha-acetyltransferase 80, NatH catalytic subunit
Biological process (GO): protein acetylation
Cellular component (GO): cytoplasm
Molecular function (GO): acetyl-CoA binding; N-acetyltransferase activity
Source: RefSeq, a predicted model, not a curated record